GUACCUAGAAAGAAAAUCAAGAUUAAAAGUGUAUACUUACUUUUGAGACACCCUGUACAUACCGAAUGUUCAAACUGUACAAAAGCUAGAGAUCCAUGUGAGAUUGAGCAAAUAACAGAAAUAUUAUGCAGAGUAGGAAAAGAUUAAAAAAUUUCUUCAUAUCGUGCAAACUUUUUGAUGCAUAUUUAAAGAAUGGACCUCCUGAAGUAUGCGCACCAAGAUGGCGCACAACCUGAACUCAGGUUGUGUACCAGGUUAGGGUUCAGGUUAUGCGACAUCUUGAUGCGCAUACUUCAGGAGUACCUAAAGAAUUUUUCGUUGGCACUUACAGACUUGCUUCAUUUCAAAUUUUAGCUUCACCAAACCAAUUUCUAACUAAAACUCUGAAGGCAAUAAAGUCAAAGUAUUUGAUUUUUGAAUUCUAUAAACUCAACUACAAAUUAGCUUGCAUAUCAAAAAAAAAAAGGAACGAGCAACUCUUGGUAAAGUAGUAAAUAAGUCUUGAAAAAGUUUGUCAGAAUCCGUGGACACUACAUUCAGUGUUUACAAACUAUGUACAAAAUGUCAUAUAGAGGGCACAAAUGUUUUUUCUUGAGAAUCAAUAAUAAAGGAUUCAGAAUGCAAAAAAAUGUUUUGUUUUUUUUAUUAAACAUAUAUUUCCUAUUGUGUAUAUUCUGUACUGUUGUUUCCCAGAUGUUGUUGGUUUGUCCUUUCAUCGAAAUUUGUAUUGUUUUUGAAUCGACGGAUAUUCAUAUCUAUAUCAUGAGAGGAAAGCUGAUAAGACAGCUUAAUCAUAUGGCAAACCACAGCCUCUCGUCUGGUUACCAGUCCAUGUCAGGUAUGAGACUAGUUGACCAGUUAUUUCAGAUGCAUGGGCAUGAAACGGCCAGGGCUUGUGUGAACCACCAGUCCAGUUUUCAAGGCAUUUGUAUCCUUGCAGGGAAUCAGAGGUUCAAUGGAGAGUAUGUUUGUAACUAUUGCCAACCGUCGAGCCCAACAGCUUUGUGUGAUCUUUAUUUCAUGUGUUUUUGUAUACUCUGUAUUUCUUUUCCAGGUUUUAGGAAUAGUUUACAAACAAAUAGGAAAUAUUUUUAAAGAUUUUUAUAUAUAUUGAAUUAAGGAGUAGUUCCAUUUGACUACAAAAAUGGUGAACAACUCACUGAAGGCUGUCGUAGCAGUAAUUCUUGCAAUCGGUGUAGGUGCUUGGAUUAAAAUUGUAAAAACUGGUCCAGUAUGUGACAGUGACACUGAUUUGACUGGAAAAACUGUGCUCAUCACGGGAGGAAAUGUCGGUGUUGGUAAAGAAACUGCCAUUGGUUUAGCAAAGCACAAUGCAAAAGUAAUUAUUGCUUGCAGAAAUUCUUCGAAGGCUGAAAAAGCAGUGACAGAAAUCAGAUUAGAAAGUGGAAACGAUUUGGUAACUUUCAUGGAGCUGGACUUAGCAGAAAUGGCUGAUGUCCGAAAAUUUGCAAACGAGUAUAUUGCGAAAGAAGAAAGACUAGAUAUUUUGGUCAAUAAUGCAGGAACAAUAACAGAUGGGAAAACUAAGGACAAUUUUGAUAUGAUGUUUGGCAUUAACCACUUGGGACCUUUUCUACUAACGAAUUUAUUGUUGCCACUAUUGAGAAAAACUUCAAAAAAGAACCCGGUGAGGAUUAUUAAUGUUUCAUCAAAAAUUUAUGCAGCAGGGAAAAUUGACUUCAAUAAUUUGAAUCCAGAUGUUGAUUCUAACAGUGGGAUGAAAGAGAUAUUUCUUGAAUAUGCAAACACUAAACUGAUGAAUAUAUAUUUCACAAGUGAGCUGGAUAAACGUUUAAAAAAGGAAAAUGUUGCAAUAACGACAUACUCUCUUCAUCCUGGCACUGUGAAUACCAAUUUUGCACUUGAUCUGACAGAAAAUCGUGGAACACUAUUUGUUUAUGUGCGUGAAGUUUUUGUAUGGCUAGCUUCCAUGUCGUCCUUCUAUGGUGCACAGACCUCACUGCAUUGCUGUCUUGAGAAAGGAAUUGAAGAUCAAAGUGGGAGAUUCUUUCAUAGGUCAAGACCUAUUGACCUCCUCUCCAUAGCAACCGAUCCUGCUAUUGGUCCAAAGUUAUGGGAAGUGAGUGAAGUCCUUACUGGAUUAACUGGCUGAAUUGUCAGGAUCCUUAGUGGUUUGAAUAUACGAUAAUAGCAUUCACACCUUGUUAUAUAUAUUAUCAUUAUGAAAUUGAUGAGCAUACAAAUUAGUCAAAGCUGUCGAUGCUUAGGUUCAGUACCUUUUAUUCACAAACGCCUCUUAUGGGGUUGGAACGGGGCAUAAUAAACCAAGUUUUUUAUUUGAAAACAUUGGAUGAUUAUUUCCAAUAAUAUUUGUUUGGUUGAAAAAGUGACUACACUGUGACAUAAAAAUUUAUUUUAUUUUACCAUGUUUGUAUUUUCAAAUUUGCGACUUUGUGUGAUUUCAAUAGCCAAGCUUUACGAGAGUCUAUAAUCGUGAAAUGGAGAUUUCAAUUUGUAAACAGGUCGAACUGACUGAUUCUUUUCAGUCUUGAAUUUUUAAGUGAUAAGCUGGAUCCAAAUGCGAAAGUGGAUAAUUACUCCAACACGGCCCUGCUUUGCGUCAUCACCCACUAUCUUCCAUUAAGGCAAUUUAUUCUGUUGCGUGGACAUUCUUUUAUUUGGUAUAAUAAUUCAGAGAUGCAAUAAAGUUUAUAUUCCGUACUGAA
This is a messenger RNA of Styela clava, 2708 nucleotides long. The record is from RefSeq and is a predicted model, not a curated record. NCBI's taxonomy places the organism in Eukaryota, Metazoa, Chordata, Ascidiacea, Stolidobranchia, Styelidae.